AUGCGCGUUCACGCUUACAUUCUCUUGUCCGGCGCCGCCGCCGCCUACGCCGGCAACACUGCCAACCUUCUGCUGCCUGGCUUCCAGGGCCACGACCUCUUGGCCAGCGCUGUCGCCUCCCAAGGUGAUGCCACCACCUACUUGGUCACCUGCCCUACCACCGUCGCCUCCUCGGCCUGCGGGAUUCCUGGCAGUGGCAUGACCGCUAUCGCGGCGCCUACCUCCGCCCAGCUGGUCAAUGUCUACGACGGCAAGACUGCUUCGCUGUCCUGCAACAUCGCCAGCACUACCUACGCUUCCUGCUCUGCCACGGAGGGCACCGUCACCGUCACGCAGACGCUGGGCCCUAAGGAUCUCAACUGGAUGGACGUGACCCUCACCAGCUCCUCCACUCCUACUCCUACUUCUACUCACACUCACCACACUCACACUUCCACUUCCACCUCCACCGUCACCCCAACCUCCACCCCCUCGUCGAGCUCUAAGUCUUCGACCCGCGUGGCCUCUUCCACUCGCCUGGUGACCUCCACCCCUCUGUCUGCUCCCACCGGUGCCGCUCUUAACCAGGUCACUGCUUCCGGUGCGGGCCCCUCUGCCACUGCCUCCGCUACUCCAAAUGCCAACGGUGCCGCCUCCUUGGCUGGCAAUGUCUGGGUCGUUGGUGGUGCCGCCAUGGCCUUGUUCUACGCUCUCGCUUAA
This is a messenger RNA of Penicillium chermesinum, 699 nucleotides long. RefSeq names its product putative GPI anchored glycoprotein. The record is from RefSeq and is a predicted model, not a curated record. Lineage: Eukaryota; Fungi; Ascomycota; Eurotiomycetes; Eurotiales; Aspergillaceae. The coding region runs from base 1 to 699 and encodes 232 amino acids. The transcript has a single exon.